This is a messenger RNA of Amaranthus tricolor (Joseph's coat), 1291 nucleotides long. RefSeq lists its product as uncharacterized. Lineage: Eukaryota; Viridiplantae; Streptophyta; Magnoliopsida; Caryophyllales; Amaranthaceae. The transcript has 8 exons. Bases 225 to 998 code for a protein of 257 amino acids. The record is from RefSeq and is a predicted model, not a curated record.
AGGUUGCAGGUCAUCCCCAAUUCACAUAAAGCUUAUUGAAGGCAGCAGUCUUUCUUCACCCAAUUCAAAGUUCAAAGUUCAAAGUUUUAAAGUUCAAACAUUCAUAAUUCUGCAUCACUUAUUAGUACUUAAAAUUACUAAACGUCUAAACCUAGGGCUCCUUCUGUUAACUGUUUAUCUCUCUGAUUUGUUUUUCCUUAUCGAAGAAGUAUCGGGAACCAAAAAUGGUGUCACAGGAUUACUUGCAGAAAAUGGAGAUCCGGCAAAAUUUCCGUAACCUAUGGCACACUGAUCUCCUUCGCACCAUUCAGGCCGACACUCCUUAUUGCUGCUUAUCUUUGUUCUGUGGGCCAUGUGUAUCAUAUAUGUUACGAAAACGUGCUCUUUACAAUGAUAUGUCAAGAUAUGUAUGUUGUGCUGGUUAUAUGCCUUGUAGUGGUCGAUGUGGUGAGGGUCGCUGUCCUGAAGUUUGUCUUGCCACUGAGGUCAUAUGCUGCUUUGCAAAUUCAGUGGCCUCUACACGUUUUAUGUUACAGGAUGAGUUCAACAUACAGACAACACAAUGUGAUAACUGCAUAAUUGGUUUUAUGUUCUGCCUGAGCCAACUUGCAUGCAUAUUUUCCAUCAUAGCAAUGAUUGUGGGAAGUCAAGAAAUCCAAGAAGCGUCGCAGUUGUUGACUUGCCUUUCUGAUAUCGUUUACUGCUCUGUUUGUGCUUGUAUGCAGACACAACACAAGAUUGAGAUGGACAAGCGCGAUGGGAAGUUUGGGCCGCAGCCAAUGGCAGUGCCUCCAGUUCAGCAGAUGUCUCGUAUUGAACAGCCAUAUCCUUCAACUGUUGGAUAUCCACCUCCUCAACCACAAUAUGGUUAUCAACCUCAAGCUAAUCCUCAGCAAGGUUACCCACUGGCUGGUGCUACUUAUCCCCAGCCAGGCUACCCACCAGCUGGCUCUGCUUAUCCUCCCCCUGGCUACCCACCAGCUGGUUAUCCCAAGUGAUGUCUUGUUGCUAGUUCAAGUGUUUUCCAAAACUUGAUUUAUUAUAUCUUGUAAUGUGUUAUUCACUGUUUUUUGUAAAAAAAAUUAUUUUAAUACUUCAAAUAUUUGUGAGUUAAUGAGUUGGGCUUCCAUUGACAACCUCUGAAACUAGGUUAUCUUGCUGCAGUGCUGCUAUUUUAGAUUCUCUCUAUUAAACUUGGGGAAGAUGUGUGAUGUGUAUUUUUUCUUUCUGUAUGUCUGUGGAUUGCUUAAAUUUCGCAUUACUUAUACUGAGAAUCUGAGCAUUUAGAUGA